CUGGCGCCAGCCUGGAGCCCAACUACCUCCUUGCUGUUGCUGCUGCUGCUGCUGCUUCUGAGCCCCGGCCUUCGAGGGACCCAGAACUGCAACUUUGAGCACAGCCCCAUCACCUCCAACUUUGCUGUCACCAUCCGCAAGCUGUCUGACUACCUGCUUCAAGAUUACCCUGUCACCGUGGCCUCCAAUCUGCAGGAGGAGGAGCUCUGCGGGGCCCUCUGGCGGCUGGUCCUGGCCCAGCGCUGGAUGGAACAGCUCAAGUCUGUGGCUGGGUCCCAGAUGCAAGUCCUGCUGGAGGCUGUCAACACUGAGAUACACUUUGUCACCACAUGUGCCUUUCAGCCCCUCCCCAGCUGUCUUCGCUUCGUCCAGACCAACAUCUCCCACCUCCUGCAGGACACCUCCAAGCAGCUGAUGACUCUGAAGCCCUGGAUCACCCACCGAAAUUUCUCUCGGUGCCUGGAGCUGCAGUGUCAGCCCGACUCCUCCACCCUGCUUCCCCCAAGGAGUCCUGGGGCCCUGGGGGUGACAGCCCUUCCGCCCCUGCCGCCGAGGUCCAAUUGGAACGAUACCCGGAUUGGGCAAUUAGAAGAAGACCCGCCUUCCCAGGGGCCAUCUCUGGGCACGCGCAAACACUUCGGCCAAUGA
Molecule: messenger RNA, 648 nt
Organism: Galeopterus variegatus (Sunda flying lemur)
Lineage: Eukaryota; Metazoa; Chordata; Mammalia; Dermoptera; Cynocephalidae
Product: fms-related tyrosine kinase 3 ligand-like
Exons: 7
Biological process (GO): positive regulation of cell population proliferation
Cellular component (GO): membrane; cell surface
Molecular function (GO): cytokine activity; receptor tyrosine kinase binding
Source: RefSeq, a predicted model, not a curated record